AUGUAUAUUGGUUACACCGCUCCUAUCGUGGUUUUUGUGCUUUCAGUAAUUGUGUCAUAUAUAUUUGUGAUGAGUCCAACAGCUCAUGAGAUGGCAAACAAUGGAUAUGUGUUUAUUUCAAGUGCUGCAAAGGCCUAUGCUGUAUGCCAAAGAGCCUCAAAGUUAGUGCAAAGAGUUUUGUAUCUAAGAGUUAAGGAAAACACUGAAGCGUCAUUGCCUAUGCUAAGCAAACAAAUUGAAAAUGUUUAUUGUAAGGCGACGUCUCAUUACAAUCAUUUAGAUGUAAGACUGAUAUUGAAACAAGGUGGAGUGAGAAAUGAGAACACAAACUUUCCAAUUGACCUAGUACUGUAUGAUAGUGAAUUAUCUAGUGAUAUAGACAGCCUGAAGAGCUCUGUGAAUACUAUAAGAAGUGGUUGUAGAGUCCUAAACCUUGAUGUUGAUGAAGAACCUGUCGGCAUUUUAGAAAAAGUAAGAACUUACGAGAAUGUCGUUUUGGGUGGUACCUUCGACCGGUUACAUAAUGGACAUAAGUUGUUGCUGUCACAAGCUGUGUUGCGAGCCACUAAGUCGGUAACUGUCGGAGUUACUGACGUCAACAUGUUACAAAUUAAAACUAUACCGGAACUAAUACAACCGGUAGACAUAAGAAUAAAAGAAGUACGUGAUUUCCUAAUGGACAUCAAUCCGGACUUGGAAUACAAUUUGUUUCCCUUAAAGGACCUCUACGGCCCAACGAAAGAUGAUCCUAAAUUUCAGUUAAUAGUGGUAAGUGAGGAAACGGUUCGAGGAGCUAAUAAGAUAAAUGAGAAGCGAGAGGAGAAGGGAAUCCCACCGAUGGACGUCCACGUGAUAAAUGUCAUAGAGGACUCUCAUGCGUGCACUACCGCCGCCGAAGAGUGUAAGGUCAGCUCCAGUAACCAGAGGAUGAGAAUGCUGGGCAAAAUCAUAAGGGAACCAAAACCUAAUCCCAACAUCCCGGAUUGGCCGUACGUGAUUGGAUUGGCCGGGGGUAUUGCCAGCGGAAAAACUCGUAUUUUGCAAAAAUUAAAGGAAAAAGGCGCAGCAAUUUUGAACUGUGAUACUAUCGCUCACGAACUGUACAAACCGGGACUGCAACUCAACCGUACGAUAUCUGAGAAUUUUGGCAAGGAAGUUAUCACAGAAGCCGGAGAAGUGGACAGGAAGAAGCUUGGAUCUAUCGUUUUUAGUGAUAAGAAACAAUUAGAUAAACUGAACAGCUUAGUAUGGCCAGAGGUGAUAGCGGAGGCGCAGCGUCGCAUCAAAGCUUUAGGUGAACAAGGCCACCGUGUCGUGGUCAUGGAGGCGGCCGUGUUGGUGCGAGCCAAGUGGUACAAGUACUGUCAUCAACUGUGGUCCGUUAUCGUACCGAGGGAUGAGGCGAUAAAAAGGAUACAGAAACGAGACAACCUCUCAGCGGAGGAGGCGGCCAAGAGAGUGGACUCCCAAGUGUCUAACGAGGACCAUGUGGCCGUGGCCAAUGUAGUAUUCAGUCCGAACUGGAGCACAGACCACACGGACACACAACUUGAAGGUGCAUGGAAAGAACUGCAAGAGUAUCUAGCUAAGAGAAAGUAG
Spodoptera littoralis (African cotton leafworm) is the source of this 1599-nucleotide messenger RNA. NCBI's taxonomy places the organism in Eukaryota, Metazoa, Arthropoda, Insecta, Lepidoptera, Noctuidae. The record is from the annotation of a GenBank genome assembly.